Molecule: messenger RNA, 12449 nt
Organism: Taeniopygia guttata (zebra finch)
Lineage: Eukaryota; Metazoa; Chordata; Aves; Passeriformes; Estrildidae
Product: hydrocephalus-inducing protein homolog
Biological process (GO): axonemal central apparatus assembly; cilium movement
Cellular component (GO): axoneme
Source: RefSeq, a predicted model, not a curated record
UAACCGGGACGGGCCCGCAGCGUCUGUGACGGCGCUGCGGCCUCAGCUGCCCAGAACUCGCCCCUGGCUGCUCGUUCACAGCCCCGGCGCCUUCAGGCGGCUGCACUCGGCGAUUCUCCGAGCGAAUUGUUCGCCGAGAAUUGCUCCGUGCCAGCGAGUCCUGAACUCGCUAAGUCCCUCUGUGAAUUUCCCUGAAUUCCCGUUGAAGUUUUGUUGAGGCAUUGUUGCUCACCUGGGAUAUUCUCCUUCCAAAAUGGCUUCUGGAUUCCCGAAAAAGACACUGGCACCUCGUUUUCUGCUCAGGGAAAGACUGAAGCCUGACACUCUGCUUCCCUCUAAGUUCCAAAGGGAGAAGUUUCUCAACAUGAAGAAGCAGGCCAGCAAGGCUGGGGAGAAUCAUCUGCCCAGAAUUGGCCCAUUUCUAGACAUGAGUGAGACUGGUCCAAAGCUGUCACCAGUUCCCCCAAAACAGAGCUUGCUUCGGGUUUCCCCACCAGAGGUGGUAUUUGAAAACGUUGCCCCCCAUGAGGUCUCUGAAAUGGCAGUGUCCUUCAUGAAUAAGGACAAGAUUCCUCGGAUGGUGAAGGUCUGCAUGGAGAGCUCACCUUAUUUCCAGCUGGCGUGCCCCAGUGAUGCGUACCAUAUCGUGCCACCGUUCGCGACUGCCCGUGUGCGCAUCCGCUUCACUCCUGACGAGACCAAGGAUUAUUCUCAUGAGCUCGUCUGCCUGACUGCAAAGGAAAGGAUAGUUGUGCCAAUUCGGACCAUUGCUGCCCGAGCUGUCCUGGACGUCCCUGACCAGCUGGACUUCUCCAAGUGUCCAGUCAAGUACAGCACCCAGAAGACUCUGCUGGUUCGCAACACUGGUAAACUGGAAGCUCAUUACCAGCUGAGCACCCAGAGUCCUUUCUCUGUGGUUCCGGCCACGGGAACUCUGGGCGCUGGUGACAGCAUGCAGGUGACAGUGGGAUUCCACGCACUGACGACUGGGGACCAUUAUGGGUCCCUGGUAGUGUGCUACAACACAGGUGAAGAAAGUAUCCACAUGAACCUCCAUGGAGAAGCUGUAGAUCUCAACGUUGGGUUGAGCACAUAUUCUGUGAAGCUUGAGAAGACUUUCAUCACCAUGACAAACCACAAAACCAUGUUCAUUGAAAACAGGAGUAACAUCACAGCUCACUUCCAGUGGAAGACUUUUCCUACUGAGGAAGAUGACAAUAAAGAGAAGAGGAGGCAGUGUCGUUUGCUGUACCCGCCAAAUGAGGUGUGGGCGGAAAACUUCAAGGAGAUGUUAAAAAUACAAAAGGUGACGGGCUUUUAUGAAGAUCACCCUGCUGUCCUGAGGAACAUGGUCCAGGAGGAGAUGGCAAAGGUGCAACAAGACCCCCUGCUGUUCUCCAGUGAUGUUUUUUCCAUUGAGCCAAUGGAGGGAGAAAUUGGGCCAAAUUGUUCGGCCGAGAUCAAGGUGACCUUCAAACCCCUGGAAGCACUGAAGUACCAAAGUGUGGCUUACUGCAACAUCUCAGGCCGUGAGAGCAGGCUGCCCCUGCGCCUCAGAGGGAAAGGCCAAAGAACCUUGCUUGAAUUCAGCUCUCCUUCACUGAACCUUGGGAACAUCCUUGUCAACACCCUCCACGUCUAUGAGGUGAAGCUGAUUAACCAAGGAGCUCUUGAUGCUCCCUUCACCUAUAUCCCUUCAACUGCAAACGUGGGCUUCUGCUUCAAGUUUGCACCUGAGGAGGGCAUCAUUGCACCAGGUGGGAUCCAGACUAUUCAGAUCUCCUUCAAUGCCACCGUGCUGGGGGAGUUUGAGGAAGAAUUCCAGUUCAGUGUGGCUGGAUCUCCUGUGCCUGCAAUCCUGCCCAUCAAGGUCAAUGUCACUCAACCGACUUUACACUUCGACCUUGAUGAGCUCAGCUUCGGGGCCAUCUCCUUUGGCUUUCCCUACACCCAGAGCUGUCGCCUGACUAACACCUCCCCGGUGCCCGUGACGUUCAAGCUCCGCAUGUCGAAGGAUGGCACGCAGCCUGCUGUGAAUGUCUUUGAUCAGAUACGCAGCAACAGUGACCCGUCCUGGAGGGAGGGAAUUCGUUUUUAUGUGGAGCCAAGAGAGUUUACAAUCAAUCCCAGCCAAGGAACCAUCCUCCCCCAGGGACACCAGGAUAUCGAGGUGACCCUGUGUUCCAACACGGCGAUGGAAUUCUGCCGGAAAAUGCUGGUGGACCUGGAGGGUUAUGGCGAGGGAGUGGAAUCACUGGUCGUCACAGCCAGGUGUUGCAUUCCUGAGCUGCGUGUGUCCCACCAAAUCCCGCCGCACGAUGAGUAUGAGCUGAAGGUGCCGUUUGAGAGGAAGUUGGUCAUUGGGAAUCCCACCGACCUUCCUGGCUGCUACGGGCUUAUUCCCCAGGAACGCAAGGAGGACUCUCCUGUGUUCUACUCCAGCCCCAAACCCUGUGGGAUUGUCCAGCCUCACAGCAUUGCAGAGAUUCCAGUUACAAUUGAAGUCCAAAGACUGGGCAAGCAUCGUACCAACGUUCUUAUCGGCGUGUUUGGGGAUGAGAGAAACCCACUGAGAACAGGAUUUUGGAGCUCUGGAUUCCUGGGAAAGAUCUACCUAAGUGCAAGGCUGAUAGACUUUGGCAUGCUCCCAGUAGUACAGCCUACUCCACGAAGUUUUACCCUCUUCAACAAAGGUUUUACCCCUAUAGACUUCAGGAUGGAGAUUAUUAACAGACCCGACUGCUUUGCCAUUGAACCCAGCGCAGGAGUGAUCCCCGCUAGGGCUGAGCUGCCUGUGACUGUCACAGCAACCCUGGAUGACACUAAGUGUUUUGAUGAUGUUGUCCAUCUGUUCAUUGGGAACAGCUAUUGGGCCGAAUGUAGGCUGAUGGCUUUGGGCACUGGCACCGCAAUUGCCAUAGACAAACCGUUUGCCCCAGAGCUCAACCUGGGAUACCAGUUCAGCCUCGUUCCCUGUAUUCGUCAGUUCAAACUAACAAAUAGAGGCCCCUAUUUCCAUUGGCUCAUCUGGAGCGUGGGAUGCUACAGCCCACCUGAGGAGGAGGGCCAGAGUGUCUCAGCCCUCAGGAGCCGCAAAGAUGAUUCCCAGAGCCCCAAACGUGCCACCCCCGUGUUUGGGCUGGAGCCACGGUCAAUGAAACUGCAGCCAGGCGAGUCUGUGGACAUGGUGCUGCGAGGCUUCUCCGACGUCACACAGGAGGUGCAGGAUUAUGUGGUUUGUGAAGCUCUCAUUGGGGAAAGAAGAAUGACAGAGAAGAUAAUAGAAACGAUCAUUACCUGUGAGUUCAUUCACCCCUCUGUAGAAGUAUCAGCCAGACAAUUCUCUUUCCGGGUGGAGAAGAAACCCAGUGAUGUCCUGACGCUGCAGUACCAGCCUUUGGCUUUAAAAAACACCUGCCUGCUGCCACUGGACCUUAUGCUGGAUGUGGAGCAGCCGUUCCUGGUCUGUGAUGAGGACCAGCAGCCCCUCCCAGAUGGCCAGCCCGUGACAGUGGAUGUAGGGGAGACCUGUCAUCUCUACAUCGCGUUUGACCCAGCUUAUGAACUGGAUUUUAAGAGCUGGAAAAAAGAGAAGGUUCUGAAGAUAGACAUGGUCAGGGGCCAUCCUUUUGUGGAGCAUAUCACCCUUCGGGGAGAAGUCCACUUCCCAAAUCUCCAAAUCCAGCCCAGCACCCUGGAGUUUGGCUGCAUCGCGGCUGGCACUGAAGAAGUGCGUUCUCUGGAGAUCACCAACUGCAGCCCAUUUCCUGUAAAGUACCACUGGUCAUUCCAUCCCGACAGCCAGGUGAACAAGUUGAGAGAUGAGCCUUACCCACCUAAAUCCAAACCUGAACCACCAAAGAUGAAGAGAACCUAUUCGGCUCUUUUGGAAUCUCAAUGGAGAGACUUCAGGAUUAAAAGGAAGGAGGCAGCCAGAGCCCUGAAAGAAGGGCAGGAUUUUAAACCAUCUAUAGGAGAAGAGGUGCCACCACAACCUUUUGAAGACCCUCACCGCCCACUAGAGUUGGAGGGAUUCAGGUACUUCGUGGACAUCCCAUACACUCGCCUCGAAGUGGAGGAGGCUUUCAGUAUCCUGCCACUGUCAGGUGUGCUGCAGCCAGGAGAAAGCCAGCAGGUCUCCUUCACCUACUUUGGCCACCUCAACACCAUCUCUGAUGUCACAGCACUGUGCCACGUGGAGGGAGGCCCCACCUACGAGGUGGUGGUGACCGGGGAGGUCUCACAUCUCACCUACUCCCUGAGCCUCCAGGAGAUCGACUGUGGCUCUCAGAUGUUUAAUGAAAUUGGUCACAGCACGGUCACCCUGUGGAACACCAGUCAAAUCAAAUUCAACUGGGUGCUAAAGCCCAGCGCUGCAGACCGGCAUCUGCCUGGUGUGUUUCUGGUCAACCCCACCACUGGCUCCAUUGCACCUGGCAAGACGCAAGUGCUGAAAUUCUCUUACAUGCCAGGAUUACCAGGAGCCUUCAUCAGGAUUUACCAGCUUAAAGUGGGUCACCUGGACCCAGAAAAUAUCCUCCUGAAAGGAGAAGCAUCCUUUCCCAUGAUCAGUGUGAACCUGCCCUGGAACAUCAAAGAAAAUGAAAAAUAUGAGAAGACACUGAAACGGCUCAUAACACACCGGCAAAUAUUCAAUCAGUGGAAUAAAUCAGUUGUUCAGAAGAAGACUCGGAGGCCAAAGACUGAGACCUUGAAGUCUCAGACCCUGAAAACUCAGACCACUGAGAGUCAGACCUUGAAGACUCGGAAUCCAAAGACUCAGGACCUGAAGCCCCACAUCCCUCGCUCUGGCACUGUAUCAAACUCUCAGAUGCAGAUAAAGAUGAUGAGGAUGCUGAUAGAGAAGCCUUUUCUGGAGUUGCAGAAAGCGCUUCCAUCCCAUCCCCUGAAGAGAAGUUUCCCUGAUGAGGAGCUGUGCCAGAGUCUUGGCAAAGCUGAGCUGUUUGAGUAUGUCCUGGACAUGGGCCCUGUCCUUAAGGGUUACACUGAGACAUGCACUCUGAAGAUGACCAACCCUGGGCAGAUCCCAGUGUCCUUCCAGGUCGAUGUAUCUCUCCUGCAGGACACAGGUUUCAGUGUGGACCUGGGCCUGAUGAGGUGCCUGCCCCCCGACCACACUGUGGUGCUUGAAGUGCACUUUGAAAGUGCCCACCAGCCCCAGGGUGACGUGGAUGUGCUGCUGCCCAUAGAGGUGACAAACGGCCCCACAUAUAGCAUCCGCCUCCAUGCCACCGUGUCUGAACUGUCUCUCGCACUCUCCAACAACAGACUGCACUUCUCUGACACCCUCAUUGGGCAGUGCCAGGUUGAGACCAUCCGACUCUACAACUGGUUCCGAGCACCCUGCAAAUGGUUCAUUACUGCCACCAAGCCUGUUCUGAAGAUCAAUCACCUCAAAUACACGACACCAGCCGUACGUCAGAAGCGGCGGGUGCUGGAGGAUGAGCCCUGUCCCUUUGAAGUGACGCCCUCCAGAGGAACCCUUGGUGCAGGAAAGUGGCAGAACUUGCAAGUCCAGUUUACACCCAAGGAGGAGAGGUCUUACAAGAAUGAGCUGAAGCUUAACAUUUGUGGGAGCAGCAAACACUUAAAGCUGCACCUCUCAGGACAAGGUCUGGAGCCACGGUUGAAGUUCAACCCCCCAGCACUAAAGAUGGGAUGGAUGCUGGUGGACAGUGAUGGGCUGGAGGCCACAGUGGUGGUGAAGAACCCAUGCGACUUCCCCAUUGAGUUUUACUCCCUGGAUUUUGAUGAGCAGUACCUUGAGGAGGAGAAGAUCCUGCGGGUGGCAGUGGGGUCCGAGUACCAAAAGAACUUUUUUAUGCCUCCACGUGCCGUGGGUGAGACACUGCCCCCAGAGGUGCUGGAGGACUAUGAAGCACAGAGGAGGCUGAAUGCUCAACAGGCAAAUCUCAAGGCCAGAGCUGAGGCUGAGGCUGAAGCCAUGGGCAAGGCAGCACCAGCACAUCACAGGACUCUCACAUUCUGUCCUGAGUCCAUGGUGAAAGGGUCUGGCAAUCCUGUCUCUCGGGCUGUCAUGCGCCACAUGGGCAUUGACCCGUCUUCAGAGGGGCAGCCCAGAGGGAUUGUUGUCAUCGUCCAUGGGCCACCGCGGGCAGGAAAGACAGAGGUAGCAGCAGGCCUGUGUCAGUACUAUGAUGCUGCUUACGUGUCCAUUGACACCGUGGUGAAAGAGGCCAUGGCCAACGAUGGGAGCCCAGCAGGGCUCAGUGCCCGCGAGCUCUGCACCGACGCUGCCAUGGAGCCAAAAGGCAGCGACAAAGAUAAUGGAGGUAAAAAGCCUCAGCUCAGGAAUAAACAAGCCUCUGGGGACAAAAUCAACAAAGAUGCCAAAGACAAGACCCCUUCAGCACAAAAGGAGAAGCCAGCCAGCAAACCCAACAUAAAGGACACCAAGUUCACAGUUUCCACUGCUCCUGCGCCACAACAGCUGAACAUCAUCAGCAGUUCUGGGGAAGAGCUGAACUGCUUGAGCUGUGUGCUGCCCGAGGACCUGCUGGUGGACAUCCUCAGUGAGAGGCUGAAGUGUAAAGACUGCUACAAGGGAGUGGUCUUUGAUGGCUUGGAGACCCUCUUUGCAAGCAGCCUGGAAUCUUCUCUGCUCUGUGUACUCAAAGCUGUCAAAAAUCGUUGUCAUAUCUUCAUGGUGAACCUGCAUCAGGAUUAUGCUUCUUGGCAAGCCAGGGAUGAAGCUGAAAGAAAGAGGAAGGAAGCUGAAAGAGAGAAGGAAGUACUGCAACGGGAAAAAGCUAUUCAGAGGUACAUAGAAUGUGUCUUGCAAAUGGAUGAGGACGAGUUUGAUGCCCUCCCUGAGGAGAAGAAAGCAGAAGUGGAUAAAAUGGUAUUGGAAAAGAAGCGCAUACAGAGGGAGAGGGAGCAGAAGCGGCUGGCUCAAAAGCUUGAGGAGGAGGCAAAAGCCUUAGAGGAGGAAGAGAGGCAGAAGGAGGAAGAGAGGCAGAAUGAGGAAGAGAGGCAGAAGAAGGAAAAGAAGGGUGUCUCUGUGAGGAAGCAACCUCCACAGCCAGAGAAGGGGAAAACCAAACCCCCAGAGAAGAUGGAAACCAAGGCCCCAGAGGGGAAGGAAACCAAAUUCUCAGACAAGAAGGAAACCAAACCCUCAGAAAUGGAGGAAAGCAAAAUCCCAGAAAUGAAGGAAACCAAAUCCCCUGAGGGGGAGGAAAUCAAAGCCCCAGAGAAGAAGGAAACCAAAAUCCUAGAAAUGAAGAGAACCAAAAUCCCAGAGAAGUUGAAAUACAAAGCUCCAAAUAAAGGGGAAACCAAAGUCCCUGAGAAGAGGGAAACUGAAAUCCCAGAGGACCCAUCUGAGAUGGAGAACUUGAUCCUGAGGUUUCAGAUCUAUGAGUCAUCGCAGCAGAACGUCGCAGAGGUUUUGUCCUACUGGGACAGGGUUCAGGGUACCAUGCAGUUACCUGUGAUCCAAAAGGGAGACAAGUCCCAGUCUUCAGCUGAAAACAAAGGUCAGAAGACCAAUAAGCCUCAGGAGAAGCUGGAGAAGCUUGAACAAAAAAGUGGAGACCAAAGGAGUCGUCAGUCAUCUCAGCUGGAGAUGCAAAGUGAAGCUGCAGAGGGGGCAGUCAGAGACGAGCAUGUUGGGGUGCCGUGCCUGGACAUCCAGGUCUCAGAUCCAAAGGCCAUGAUCGGGGAGAUCCUGAGGGAUGGGAAGCUGCCAUCGGAAGACGAGAUGCUGCAGCAUGUGGGACUGCAUCCCGACGGCCCUCCCCUUGCCCCUGCUGCUGUGCUCUCCAUAGUCGAGUACCCAGAGGAGCGGCUGGGCCCUGCAGGGCGUGUGGAGCCCUUCACCAUUGUGGCACCAGAAGGUGCUGCUGUGGAAGACAAUCUGGCCGAGGCCCCAGAUGUGAAGGGCAGUUCUGCCGAGGGCCAACCAAAGACAGGUGAAGCAGCCAGCAGAGACAGCUCUGCAAAGGAGAAGCAGAUCUCCACACAGAGAACAGAAAGUCCCCAGGAUUCCUCUGCAAUGAGAUCCAAAAGUACACUGGAAAGUGCCUCAGUCCCCACAGAAUUCCUCAGGCUGAAACGGUACCGGUGGGUAGUGCCUGCCCACGGUGAGGUGGAACUGAAGGUUCACUUCUCCGCCAAAAGGCCAGGGAAGUUUGAGCAGACGCUGAGGUUUGAGCUCGUGCAGACAAAGCGCCAGUACAAGCUGCCCUGCCGUGGCACCAGCCUGUACCCCAGCAUCAGCCAGGACCCAUGGGUGGUGUUUCCACAGUGGAGGGAGGCCAUGGAGGAAGAUGAAAUCAUCUUCAAGGAGUAUGUUGAGAGCACAAAGCAAUUCCACUUUGGACCACUGCUGUGUGGGAAAUCAAGAGACUGGUACAAGGCCCAGAACUGUCCCAGCAACUUGGAGAAUAUAACCAUCCUCAACAACUCCCCCAUGGACGUAGAGGUCCAGUUCUCCUUUGAGAAUGCUGGGGAAGCAGCGACGUUCCUCUUGGACCCUCCCAGCAUGGCACUGAAACCAAAGCAGAAGCAGGAGCUGACCAUUUGGGCCUACCCCACUUCCCCUGGCUUCCUGCAAGACAAACUCAUCUGCAGCAUUGGGAAGAACCCGGAGCCAGUGGUCUUCAGCCUGUGCUGCCAUGGGGUGCACGUGAAGCUGGAGGUCAGCCCCCUGGAGCUGUCUUUUGACAAGAUGCUUCUGCACAGGACUGACAGCAGGACCUUGGUCCUGAAAAACAACACCCUGCUGCCCAUGGCCUGGCAGCUCAGUGGGCUGGAUGACCUUGCUGAAGACUUCUCCUUGUCACAAGAUAAAGGCACCAUUGAUCCUCGCUCAGAGUUGGAAGUGACAGUGCAUUUCAGGGCCGGGCAGAUUGGCAGCAUUGAGAAGACCCUCCGACUAGAGGUUUCAGAUACAGAAAACAUCCUGGGGAUUGUUCAGACUGAAAACAUCAAAAUCUCUGCAGAAGUCUAUGAGGUUUCUGUGAGCCUCAACAUGCCUGAAGGUCCAGAUGGAAGCUUGGAAUUUGGAACCAUUAGUGUCCUGGAUAAUGUGAAGAAAGUCCUGAGUCUGAAGAACAAAGGGGUAUACAACACUGAGUACAGUUUCACGCUGAAGGGUGCAGGUCGCAGAAUGCAAAACGUGGCAUCCCACUUCACUGUUCAGCCUCAGUCAGGCAUGCUGGCUGCCUCCCAGCGUGGCGUGAAUAUUGAGAUACUCUUCCACCCCACAAGUGAAAUUCUCCUCAAGAAUGAGCCCAUCAUCUCCUGCCAGGUGAUAGAUGCCCGCUCAGGUGAAGGAGGCCAGGUUGUCACCAGCAUCCCAGUGAAGGUGUCAGCGAAAGCCGAGUACAGCAAGUACAGCAUUGAGCCUGCCUCACCCAUCGACUUCGGUGCCGUGAUCAAGGGCACCAAGAAGAGCCAGGCUGUCGUGCUGGAGAACAAAGGCGCGCUCAACCUCAAAUUCCGUGUCCGCCGAGCACCCGAGCUUGCAUCUGCGUCAGAAAGCAAAAGUUUAAAGCAAGGGGAAUCUGCUGCAUCAGCUACAAAGACCUCAUCAAGGAAAUCAAGCUCUUUGUCACAGGGUCACCUCAAUCUUGGCAUGUUCACGGUGUCCCCCUGCUCUGGCUCCAUCCGUCCGUGGGGUCAGCAGAAGAUCACAGUGGAAUGCCUUGCUGGGCAGGAGGGGACAUGUGAGGAGCAGCUCUACAUUGACAUUCCAGGCAGAGACCCCGAGGACAAUCCCCUCGGCAUUCCCUUUACCCUGAUGGCCGAGUCCUGCCUCCCAGGAUUUUCUGAGGAUGUCAUGUUAAUCUUCGAGGAGUACCCAAUCUGCAGCAGCAUCAACCUCAGCCACAUGCUGCAGUCGGUGACAGGCACGGGCCUGUUCAUCAGAGAUGAGAACCAAUUCAUCUUCCACAAGGUUCUGGUUGGGCAAGAGGCUGAAGCUCAUUUCAAGAUCUAUAGUGCAAGCCGUCUGCCAUGUGACGUGGUCCUCUCCAUCAAGCCCCUGCCUGGAAAGGAACAAAUCCCUAUCAGAAACAUUUUCAAGUUGGAUCCAGUCAAGAUGUCUGUUCCUGGCUCAUCCCAUGCCGUUGCCACGGUGACCUUCACCCCACCAGAUGAACAGAACUAUGACUGCACUUUCAAGGCUUUCUUUGACAUCCCAAAAGGCCCUGUGAAAAUUAAACCCCAGAUCCUGACCUUCACCAUCAGUGGGAAGGGGCACAAGCCACAGCUGACAGUCGUGUGCCCAAGUGCUCGCACCAAGAGGGGAAAUGCCUUGCUGCGCUUCAAGAGGCUCCAGGUGGGGGAUUCAGAGACGCUGCCCCUGGUCAUCCGUAACGAUGGCAUCAUAUCUCUCAAGUUUAUGUUGCGCCUAAAGGAUGAGCAUGGAGCGUUCUUCUUGAAAGGCAGGGCCUCCACACUCGAGGUAUUCCGCACUGAAGAUGUGGACGAGGACUCCAUUGGAAAUGAGAGCAAUGCCCCAAAGAAGCCUUUCUUCCUUCUGCAUCACGGGCAAUCGACAGAGUUGGAUGUCAUUUUCAAACCCACCCUGGCUCAACGUCUGGAAGGGAAGAUUUGUCUGUUCGUGAAGGACAUCUCUAGCAAAACCCUAGUAGAGCUGGUGGGUGAAGGCCACAGGGAUGAAUUCACCCUCGAUGGCCUAGAGGAAGACACAGAGGAGGGGUAUACUGAGAGCAUUCUGAAGAAAGACAUCAUUGAUGCUGUCAGAGUGAAUCACCUCCAGUUUGGGGACUGUUCUGUCGGGGAGUGCUGCUGCAGGACCAUCACCAUCACCAACCACACCCGUAACCAGUUCAUGCGCUUUGAGUGGGAGGCAGACGCCCCAUUCCAGUUCUCCCCCAAGGUGGGACACCUCCAUCCUGGCUGUGCCAAGGGCAUCACAGUGACCUUGAAAUCAGAUGACCCAGCCACCUUCAGGAGGCACCUUGUGAAAUGUAAGGUGACCAAGAUCAACUUUGAUCUGCCACGAAGGAAGGUUCCUGACUGGGAUGACGAAAAGUGCUCAAGGUACACAUUGAAGAUGGCCACCAGGAAAGACCCAGAAGACUUCCCUAAAAUAGAGAAGGAGCUCGAGAUAGCCCCGGAGCCAGCUCACACUGUGGUGGAGGAGAGCAGCCAGGAGUUGGAGGUGUACCUCAGUGCCGUUGUUGCCUACUCCCAGUUGAAGCUGAACACGAUCGAGGUUCAGUUCAAGGAUACCUUUCCCUUCCAGACAAGGACAACCACUUUCAAAAUUCACAAUAAAGGGAAGUCAGCGCUGGAAUACUCCUGGGAGGGCACUGCACAUGGAGAACCAGUGACCAAGCCAUUCUCAUUCACUCUGAUGCGUCGGUUCCUCUCCGAUGCAACUAUAAGGAAUCGCGCUGAGCUGCUGCGUAGUUACUGGUGGGAGCUGGAACAUAUUGCUGAGAUGUGUCCUAAAGUACAGCGGCUGCGGCGGACUGAGAGGAGCCAGCAGGAUUCUGAGCAGGAACAGCAGCAGGAUUCCCAGCAGCAGGAUUCUGAGCAGGAACAGCAGCAGGAUUCUGAGCAGGAACAGCAGCAGGAUUCCCAGCAGCAGGAUUCUGAGCAGGAACAGCAGCAGGAUUCCCAGCAGCAGGAUUCCCAGCAGCAGGAUUCCCGGCAGCAGGAUUCCCAGCAGCAGGAUUCCCAGCAGCAGGAUUCCCAGCAGCAGGAUUCCCAGCAGCAGGAGCAGCAGCCCUCUGAGCAGGAGCAACUUUCUGAGGAGGAGCAGCUGGAGUCCAAGCAGAGGAAGGGUUCCAAGGAACGGCGCCUCUCUGAGCAGCGGCCGCAGCCCAAUCCAGACCUUUUCAAGAAGAUAUGCUUCUCAAAGGCAAAGGAUCUUUUUCUGCAGCCUGCCGGUUCCUCCCUGGAAAUCUUCCCAGAUUUCAUCCAUGACCUGCCAGUGUUCUCCAUCAACCCCGACCGUGGCAUCCUUGCUCCUGGCCAGAAGCAGACCUUUCACGCAAAGUUCUCCCCAAAGUGUGUGGGGAAGUUUGGGGUCACCAUGAUGUGCAGGAUUCCUAACCUGAAGCCAACUCAGAAGAGGGUGCAAGUGAUUUUGAAAGGCAGAGCCCGGGAGAACAGUCUUGAUAAAUUGAAAUUCUCUGCCUUAUGGCAGCUCGAGGAAGGCCAGAGACCCAAGAAGAAGGUGCACUGGAAACCAGCACCUGAGUGACAGCAUUUGUGUCAGCUGGAGCAUCUGGCAGGAGCCGGCAACAUCGUGUCUUCUGAUGCUGAUGGUCUCCCACCCUUCACCAGAGACCUCUGCAGCUACCCUUCCAAGCUCCAGUGAAGACCUCUCAUUAUCUUUCAGUUACCUAAGUUAAUUGACUAAUUGUUAGUUGUUAAUUAAUUGUUCAUUGUUAAUUAAACAAUUGGCAAUAAAUCGUUAAUUGUCA